AUGGAUGCCUCACGAAGCAGAUGGGAUGAAAACAGAUCGAAAAGUAAUUAUUAUCAGGGAGUAUCUCGUGAUAACAGCGUCAGUAGCAGAGAAUGGAAUGGUAACAACGCAGUUUCCAACAUGAACUUUUAUACAGAGCAGAAUACAGUUACUAACAGAACUGAGGAAGAAGUGUCGCGUUAUCGAGAUGAUAAUAAAAUUAUCGUCUUUGGAAGGAAUAUCCCCAAGCCCGUGUUGUCUUUUAGUGAAGCUUCCUUUCCUGAUUACGUAAUGUCAGAAAUCAAUAAUCAAGGGUUUAAACUUCCAACUCCUAUUCAAGCUCAGAGCUGGCCUGUAGGACUAUCGGGGCGAGACGUUGUUGGUAUUGCUCAAACAGGAUCAGGAAAAACUCUAGCCUAUGUUUUGCCUAGCAUCAUCCACAUUAAAAAUCAACCGCCACUGAGACAUGGUGAUGGUCCUAUUGCUUUAAUUUUAUGCCCUACGCGGGAAUUAGCACAGCAGGUGCACAGUGUAUCUACGACUUUUGGCAGAUUGGCUAGAAUCAACUGUGCUUGUAUUUAUGGUGGUUCUCCUAAAGGACCUCAACUUCGCGAAUUGAGCAGAGGGGUUGAAAUUUGUGUAGCUACACCUGGUAGGCUGUUAGAUUUCUUAGAGUCAAGAAGAACGAACCUCAAUCGAUGUAGUUACCUGGUGCUCGAUGAAGCCGAUCGAAUGUUGGACAUGGGAUUUGAACCCCAAAUUAAGCAAAUUAUUGGUUCUAUAAAGUGUCCAAGACAAACCGUUAUGUGGAGUGCCACCUGGCCUAAAGAGAUUCGAACUUUAGCGAGAGAGUUCCUGAGGGAUUAUGUACAAAUCAACAUAGGAUCUUCAGAUCUUACAACUAAUCAUAAUAUUAAGCAAAUCGUAGAAGUUUGCCGGGAAGAAGAAAAGGAAGACAAGUUGUGUAAACUUUUAAGUGAUAUUCUGAGGCAAGAUGAAAAGAAGACUAUCGUUUUUGUUGAAACCAAGAAAAAAUCAGAUUAUUUGUCAAGAAGACUUGUUAGAAGCGGUUGGCCGGUCUUGUGCAUUCACGGUGAUAAGUGCCAAUCUGAGCGUGAUCGUGUACUGUCAGAAUUUCGAUCUGGUAGAAUCCCUGUUUUAAUUGCUACUGAUGUGGCUGCAAGAGGAUUGGAUAUAAGUGAUGUCAAACUCGUCAUUAAUUACGAUUUCCCAAAUAACUCAGAAGAUUAUGUACACCGUAUCGGCAGGACCGCUAGAUCCGGAAAAACGGGAACUGCUUAUACCUUUUUUACUGCCAGUAAUAUUAGGCAAUCACCAAAUCUUAUAGCGUUACUCCGUGAAGCUAAUCAACCGAUAAACCCUGACCUGAUUCAGUUAGGAGAUGCAGCUAGAGCGGAAAUGGCUCAGAAACAUCGUGGUAAAAUGCGAGGCCGAGAUCGAUUUUAUAAUCGUGAUAGGAAUGCCAGUAAUCGUUAUCCUUACGCAAAGUCGAAAUUAUCUGGCUCUUAUAAUUCCUAUGGAAUGAAUAAUUCUCAUGGCGGUUUCAGUGCAAACUAUAAAGCUACAUCUAACUUUAGUAGUAACAGCUUCUCAAAGCAUAAUCGUCCCAGUGAUUUUCACGAUAAAAGUAUGUCUUCCAGCAAAUUUACUAGCCAUACUCCAGCACAAACUGCAAUAGUUGCUACACAGCAGACAACUAAUACUACAAACACAUCCGGAUGGAAUUAUCCAGCUAAUACCAAUAUGUCCUAUACCCCUUCUAGUGGUAGUUCUGUAGCUUCUAGUAAUAAAUACUAUCCUAAUUCUUCCGCUCAGACAGUGUCUAGUGCUGUCAAUUUUAAUGUUGGCAACUCUAUGUACGGAGUUUCGCAACCACAAGUUAAUUAUCAGUCACAAUAUCCUUACAUGGUCGCUAAUAGUUCUAUCUAUCAAGCUCAAACUGCCCCCUCUAGUAAUCAACAGUAA
This is a messenger RNA of Trichoplax adhaerens, 1965 nucleotides long. RefSeq lists its product as uncharacterized. The transcript is spliced from 17 exons. Gene Ontology annotation, cellular component: nucleus; cytoplasm; ribonucleoprotein complex. Gene Ontology annotation, molecular function: RNA binding; RNA helicase activity; ATP binding. The coding region runs from base 1 to 1965 and encodes 654 amino acids. The record is from RefSeq and is a predicted model, not a curated record. NCBI's taxonomy places the organism in Eukaryota, Metazoa, Placozoa, Uniplacotomia, Trichoplacea, Trichoplacidae.